AUGGAUACAUCAUGUCACGGUGCAUACUCCAGUGAUCAACAGAUGUUCCCAACUCUAUAUGAUUCGCAAACACCUUCAACUUCUUAUGGUCCAUCGAUUGCGGGGCCAAACUUUCCUCAAUCUCAUCAUCCGGGUGCUUAUUAUGCUUCACAGGUCCAUAAUUAUCAUCUACCUCCGGUUCCUGGUCUUCCAUAUCCAUCAACAUCAAUGCCAAAUAGUCCAAUGAGGAAAAAAUGUGAACAACCAUCAGCAUUAUAUCCUGAACGGAUGGUACCAGCAGCACCAGAUAACCGUAAGAUUGCCAAUACUCAGGCUUGGAUGAAUGAUCAUUGCUUUAUGAAUUAUGCUCAGCAACAUGAAUACAGAACUGGUUCUGCGCCUUCUUCGGUGAUGUCAAUGUCACGUAUGAGUCAUCUUAGCAGUGCAACAGAAGAUACCAGCAUGUUAAGUGUUAACACUCAAAUUACUGAACUCAGACAAUUAUCAGAUUUGAGAGCCCAGAUGCACACUUCAGCACCAUCGUCCUCAUCUUCCUGCAUUGAAAAUAUGGGUCCAGAUCAUGUGAAAUUUAUUGAGACUGUCAACAAAUAUAUCGAAAAAAUCACCGUUCAUGUAAAUCACGUCGAUAAGAAAGUAGCACAAGAAAUGGUUCGCGCAGUGUUUAUGAUGGCAACAAGAAAUGAUUUUGAGCGGGCAGAUGUAGAUAAAUUAGAGAAAAUGAUGAAAACUUUGAUACAGCGAUGGUUGCGGCAAAAUGAUACUGAAGACGAAAUUGUUGAAACUAUUUUACGGAUUAUGACUCGGUUCUCUGCUGACGGUAAAACAAAGCAAAUUAUGGCAAAGUGGAUGAUGUAUUAUGCAGAUGAACUACUGGAAACAUUUAUACGAUGGAUGGACCCAGCCCAAAAGUCUUGCAAAUAUGCAUUAAAUACUGUUCAUUCAUUAGUGGGAAUGGUAGAUCGGAACCGAUAUGGGAAGGAUACGAAAGAACAAAUUCUCGAUCGAACUACACGUGUAAUGAAAGAAAUGGAUGAGAAAGGAGAUCACUACUUCAUUAAUACUUAUAAAUCAAAACAAUAUGUUUUUGAUUUGGUUCGAAGAGUGUUUAAUGGUAGUGAUACAUGGAGGCAAUUAUUCGAAUCAAAAGGAGGUAUUCAACUUUUGCUUCGGAUGUUGAAAAAGGAAGUCAAUGAAUCAGUGGUGUAUAGGAUAGCUCGAGCGAUUUUUGCUAUGGUUUGCUCAACAGACCUUACUUAUGCAAAAAAAUUUGUGCAACUGGAUGGUGUCAAGACUGUCUCAUAUCUUUUGGCUAAUCCUAAUUGUUCUGAACGCGUUGCCCUGGAUGUUAUGUUGUGUUUACGAGUAGUCAGUGAUGUAGAAGGAGUAAGAAACGCUGACUUACGUGAGACGAUUAGUCGAGCGUUGAGUAUGAUGGGUAUUUUUCGUAAUAAUCCAUAUUUUUUACAUGUUGCAUUCGAUUUCUUGGGAAAUAUUUCCACAACGCGCAAUGGCAGCGCAAAUGCUAAUAAGGAUUUCAUAGCAGAUUGUGGCAUCAUCGAAGGUAUAAUUAAUUUACUUCAAACCUAUAAUAAAAGGCGCGAUGAAACAGUCGUCAAAAAUCUUAUUUCUUCAAUGCUAUGGUCAUUGCAUGUUUUCACGGGUGGUUGUUCUUCACCAGAACGUAAUAUCAGUGUUAGAAAACGACUGAUAUUAUUUGAUGGAGCUCCAAGUUUGUUACUGAAUGAACUUGCUCAUCCUGUAGAUCUCAGUUCACGUUUAUACGUCAUAAGUCUGUUUGCGCGGUUAGUUGAUGCUGAUCAAUUAAAUCACCCUCCCAUUUUGUUCGCCAUAAAUGUUGAUAAUAAUUCAAUGACAGAUGUUUUGUUUGAAAUUAUCACUACAACUGCAAAUUCGUUAUCGGUAUACUUUUUAAAUAUUAUUGAGUGCUGUAUUUUUGUUGAAGAGAAACGUACAAUAAAUAAGAGUAGUGAGAAAGGAAAUUCCCAGAAAAAAUCAAUUAUCCAAAAAGCAUAUGCCCUGCUAACCUCGCUUGCGAACUGCAAUACAAACUUUGGGAAUUCUAUUCGAUAUUUAUGUAGUUCUUAUCAAAUAUGGGAUUUGUUAUUGGCUUGCGAAGAUUCAGAUGUUGUCAAAAGUACCAUUGAUUUUCUUAUGUUUAUGAUCAAAGAUGAAGCCGUUCGUGAACAGCUCUCUAAAGAUUGCUCUCUUGUUGAAGCCAUCCGUAGUUUGACAAUUCAAAUGAAUGAUAAUGGUUCAGCAGCGCAAUUUUUACUAUUCCACUUGAUGGCAGAAUCCGAUACGAUGGUUUCUUUCACACCGAUGUUAUAA
Thelazia callipaeda (thelaziosis nematode) is the source of this 2349-nucleotide messenger RNA. The record is from the annotation of a GenBank genome assembly. NCBI's taxonomy places the organism in Eukaryota, Metazoa, Nematoda, Chromadorea, Rhabditida, Thelaziidae.